GUUUCCAUCUCAAUCCAUGACAGAUAGGUCAGGACAUUUUCUUACUGUUAUUCAUUUGAUCGUAAUUACUUUCUGAUUUGGUUUUGUAUUAAAAAAUAAAGGAGUGAUUUAUGCUUAGGCUUGAUGAGUGUGGAAUAAUUUCUUUUUCGAUCUCAACUUUAUCAAAAUAAUUCAUGUGUUUUUUGCAGCUUGGUGACAAUUGGCUUUGUAAUUGUAAAGCAGGUAUAGCCUGCUGCGACCGAUAUGAUCUUUAAAAAAAUAAAGUUAUACCAAAUAGAUUUUGUAACUUGAGAUAUAGAAAAAUAUGUUUACAGUUAGUUUCCUUUUAUCAUUUCUCUUUAUUUAUUAGUUUGACUUAAUUGAGAAUUUAACACGUUUAUUAACAAACACAUGUAAUAUAUCAAUGCACAUGAAUGCAUUGAUAUUUAUCAUGAUAAUUAGGAAUUGUAACGUAAAAAACCCAAUAAAAUAUGUUGUUUUGUAUAUAUUUUGUGGGGUGGGCGUAAUUAAAGAAUUAAGUGACUUCAAUGCGCAUAAAAUAAUGUCUUAGAAAAAUGUCUACGUGCAGUUGCUUCUCAAGAGCAAUGUACAAAUUCGGCCCAUAUUUUUUUCAAUCGUGAAUAAAAAAUUAAACGUGCGAAAUGUUAAAGCCAAUUUAAUUAAACCGAGAGUCUAAAUCACGUAUUUGUCGGAGUAGUUACCUUUAGAGUGGAUUUGUUUCGUUUCCCACCUUGUUGAUCCAGUUUAUAAAAAUGGAAAUAGUUAACAAUUUGGGCUUCACGCUGUGCUGUGCUGCCCAAAUGUGUGCUCGACUGCAUUCCACCACUGAGGAGAAAUAUGUCCACACCACACGAGGACAACGCCGCGUUUCUUACUGCUCCCCACGUUCAUUGUGCAAAAAAUGGCUUUGCAAUCUAAGAUCUAAUAUCCAGCUCAUUUACAAUUUGGAUGGACCACUCAGGGACCGCAGGGUUAAAUAACUCAACCGUAGCCAGCAGCUUUACGCAUGACAUCCCCGUGCGUGCCGUCUUUAUCCCGGUGUCCUGGUCACAUCGCUUUGACUCGUGGAAUACCAAAACCACAGCCAAUACAUAGACAGAGCUCGGACCAAUUUGUAUUUUCUGCAUUUUUCUUUUGAAAUAGACGUUUUGCGCUCAACAAUGGCAAGCGCUUGCGUCCUGGUUGAGUUGGCUCGGAGGAAGAGGUGCUUAACCUCCCUCCUGCCAGUUCUGCAUGGUCAUGACCUGUCAUCACGCCCCUUCCACAGCCCAGCUCAUCCUAUUGGUCCUGCUCAUUGUCACUCCACAGCUGGCUGGCACCGCCCCUGCGUGGGUUGAGGGAAGGGAGGGAGGGGUGGAAGGGCGCACCCGGACAGACCUAAAAGAGGAUAACCUCGCCCCCUUCCUCUCGCCCCCACCCAAGAGUAUCUCCAGCCCUGACAACGCGUCGCUAGACCGGGGCUGGGGUCCGGGUCGAGAUAACCAAUCAGAUAAAUUGAUUGACCCUGCGCGGGUACUCGCUGUUCUUCUGGAGGCCCUGGACCACCCGAGGGAGAGUGAAAUCCAGGGGGGUGCAUACAGAGACUGGGAGGAGGAUCAGAGUCUGGAGCUGCCCUCCAUUGAAGGCUUGGAGGGUGGUGAGAUAAGCAGAACAGGGGAGACAGAGGGUGAGAGGGGGGAGGAGGAGGAGGAGGAGGAGGGAGAAGAGGAGGGCCGACGGGCUGAUAAGGCUAUUGAACAGCUAAUUGUAGGCCAUUUGACAGCUGCUCAGGGUGGUGACUUUAAGGAAAGGGAUGAGGAUGAUAAAAACACAAGGUCAGAUCAAAGGUGGUCCGUGGAGGAUGUGGGAGCUGAUGGUGUAAAUGAGGAAGAAGGGAAAGAAGAGGAGGGACGACAUUAUUUAGAAAGUUUAUUAAACAAGGCAAGAACAGGUUCGGCCUCACAGGGAGAAGAGUCCUCUCUGCAGCGCAAAAUAAGAGGCUACUUCCAAAACAUUGACUUGGGUCUCCAAGAUAAUGAGAUCUUGCCUCCUCUGAAGGGCUACAAGGCAUACAACACUCAGCUAGCACGAGCAGGGAAGAAGCAGCACUGGGAGGAGAACCAGUCCAACAACCGACCCUCCACAGGGGGCAAUUUCAUGGACGAAUUUGAGGAUGAAGGUGAGGAGCUGGAGGAGGAGGUUGAAGAAGAGGAGGAGAGCCUCUCCCACAUGGAGGAGGAGGCCAGAGCUCGCGCAGAGAAGCAGGAGGUGCUCCGGCAGCAGGAGGAGGCGGAGCGAGCCCGAGAGGAGGAGCAGAGGCUGGCAGACAUCGCCUCUGACAUGCUGCUGCAGUACAUGGGGAGAAAGCAACAGUCCUAUAUGAAGCCCCGGCAGAAAAGCAGCAUGGGACUCGCCAGCAACACCGCCGAGGACAAGCGCUCCGAAGAGGUCCUCCCCGACGAAGACGACCUGGACCAGCAAAUGAUCGACAGGCUGAUCGAGAUCAGCAGCAAACUGCAUCUGCCCGCUGAUGAUGUCAUUGAGAUUAUUAGUGACGUAGAAGAGAAGAAGAAGAAAAGGAAAGAGUUGCAAAUGCUGCCAACCAACAGCAACCCCGUUGCCCCGCGCUUUAGGCCUCUGGUACCUCUUCCUCUGGCUGCGCCUCCUAUCUACCACUACACAGCCUCAAAAAACCCCAAGAAAGCUCCUUAUAGGUACAACAAGUCCAACAAGAAAUGGCACAAGGACAAUGUCAAGUCAUACAAGCAGGACUAUUGGUAUAAGCCUCAGAAGCAGCUUGACUACUGGUAUAAGCCCCAGAAACAAUUUCUAGCUUUCCCCUCUUAUCCAUACUACCAGAAGCCAUAUCGAGCAUACUACCCUGUUUAUUUCCCAUAUCCCAAAGCACAGUACUAUGGCAAGCCCUCCCCAUCCAGAGACCAGCCGUUCGCCCCCCAGGAACUUGACCUCCAGCCCCCAAGGCGCAGGCACCGAGGUGGGGGUAAGAACCGUGGUCAUGGUUGGAGGCAGCAGCCAGCGCCACGCCUGCCUCUCACCCCUUAUAUCUCUAACUAUAUCCUUCCUCACCCACGGACCUACCAAUCCCUACCUCCACCCAAACCAAUAACCCCGCCCAGGAGAGGCAGGAGACCCCCAUUCGUCUAUCAACAAGUCACACCGGCAGAUGACUAUGAGGAAGAUGGACUGGUGCCUCAGCUGAACAGUGAGGAGGAACUGGAGAACUUUAUUGAGAGGAUCUACAUGAAACGCAGAAUGUAUUGAGAGACUUUUUGGACAUGUUGUCAGAUCAGAGCGACUGACAGAGAUGGGAUAGAUUUACAGUAGCUGGAGAAAGGCUAAAAGAGAGGUGAAAAAAAAUGACUCAGAUGAGAUAUGUGUUUUGGGCCUGUUGAGAAUUUGAGAAUCAAGGAGUAAAAAGUACGAUUUUCUGUUGUUUUAAUCACUGUAAUUCUUGUUGAUUUUCUUGGUCAGGGAGACGAUGAAGGGGUCUCGGUUUUAGCUCCCUGUAACCAUGUUCAGCCUCUUGCUCAGUUUACAUUUUGAAACAGAACAUACCAUGGUGUAUGUCUGCCUCCAUUCAGGUCAAUCUCUGAUGCUCUUGCAUUAUACAGAGUUUUCUAGAGGACACACACACACACACACACACACACACACACACACACACACACACACACACACACACACACACACACACACACACACACACACACACACACACACACACACCUACAUGUAAUCCAAUUGUGGACACAUUCAGAAGCUGAUGUGCCAAUUGCAAGAUAACCAUGUUUACAACAUCACUUUGUAUCUUUUGUUUUAUAUUCUGUAUGUCAUAUUACAAAACUAAAGUAGUUCAAUGACUUCUACGGAUAUAAAAAAACAGAACACUGCUAUUGUCAAAUGUUCAAUGACAGUAUAUUUUGUUGUAUUUGAUGUGUGUAGUUGCCUUUCUUAUUCCUGAUUGGAUCAGCUUUAAAGAGCUGCAAUUUGCAAAGGUGCAAAAAUACACACAUUUCAGUUUUUCAGAGUUAAGGUUUUAGAUUCUUUCCUUACAAGCAGCAUGAUUCUUUAAGGGAAACAUCAUAUUGCAUAAUAUUAUCAUUUCAACCGGUCCCAAUGUAGAAACCCUGUGGACUCCAAAAGCACAAACUUAAACACUAAACACUUCCAACCUGGUGGACGAAGGGUUUUCAAUCAUUUUGGGAUCCAGAGGUUCUUGUGUUAACUUAUUUCUGGCAGUACCACCAUAAAUACCAUAACCACCACACCACUCCUUGACAUUGAAGGAGGCCUUCACAUUUGUUGAUCACAUCCUUGGCCAUAUUUCUUGCAUCAUUCAUUAUCUAUACUUUCACCUUUCUUUACAAAAAAUACUUGAAAUCACACGAAUCUGUUCUGCAGCCUUUUAAAACAGAUUUCCACCAAGAGGCUACAAACAUUUUGUUCAUUUUCAGAAGAAAUCCAUUGAAAAGUUUCAGGCCGGGGAGUCAGGGAUUGUGCUUAAACCGUUAAAUGCACGUCUUUCUACUUGCAUCUUAAAAAAUGAACAAAAAAAAGAAAAAAAAAAGAGAAAAAAUAAAACAGUAUAGGGAAUUCACAAUGGCUGUUUUCUCUGAAUAAACUGUGAACAUAAAAAAAAAGAAAUCUCAAAAGGAGGAGGGCCACUGUGUCCGCAGUGAAGCCAUCUGUCUUGUAAAAGGAGAGUGUUGUUGUUGAUGUCACCUUUAGCAUUGUAAGAUGUACAGUGUGAAAUAAAUAUGCCCGUGCAAUGUGUAAAUAACAGCAUGAUGAUUACUAGUUUUGCUAUAUGAUAAAAAAUAAAAGCAAUUAUUUUAUUAAA
Molecule: messenger RNA, 4840 nt
Organism: Gymnodraco acuticeps
Lineage: Eukaryota; Metazoa; Chordata; Actinopteri; Perciformes; Bathydraconidae
Product: neurosecretory protein VGF
Exons: 2
Coding region: 1234-3261 (675 amino acids)
Molecular function (GO): neuropeptide hormone activity
Source: RefSeq, a predicted model, not a curated record